Messenger RNA from Populus nigra (black poplar), 972 nucleotides. RefSeq lists its product as uncharacterized. The transcript is spliced from 5 exons. The record is from RefSeq and is a predicted model, not a curated record. The coding region runs from base 229 to 618 and encodes 129 amino acids. NCBI's taxonomy places the organism in Eukaryota, Viridiplantae, Streptophyta, Magnoliopsida, Malpighiales, Salicaceae.
UGGAAAAUGCGAAGACCGCAAGUAGACGCAACGUGAGAGAAUCCCAACCCGCCUAGCUUAUGUAAAGUAAGGCCACAUUGGCAAGGGAAGGAGGUGAGGUUCUUUUUGUUCUUCGUUCGGUUUUGCUGUUGGACAGAGACAGAGGGAGGGCAAGCAAAGCAAUUUAGAGAGAAGAACAAAUACAAACCCCGGUCCUUUUGCAAACUUUGUACUGAGUAGUGACAAAGAAUGGGAGGUGAAAGGAAGAGGAUAUUGGUGGGUCUUAUGGUGGCAAUGAUUUUGGGAAUUGCAGUAUACUUCAGGCUUUGGACAAUUGACUAUGCUAUCUCCUCUGAUGACACUGAGUUGAUAAGAAGACAGUUUGAUCUUGCCAAUAGGGAAGCAUUGGAUGAAUCUGCAGAGUGGAGGAUGAAAUAUGAUGAAGAGGUAGAGAGAUCUGCCAAGUGUGAUAAGCAAUUGAUAGAGAUAAAGCAGAAAGUGGAGGAUGCUGCAAGUAUUAACCAACAAUUGGUAAUGCUACAGAAGGAAAACAUGGCCCUGGUUGGAAGGAUGGAAGUCUUAAAAAGAGAGCUGGAGGCUACAAAGUUAAAGUGUCGCUCAAAAAUAGACAGUUUCUGACGAGUCCAACAAAGGGAAAAGGAUAUUUUGAAUGUGUUUCAGUGUUUCUACCCAUAACCAUGUACAUUGCAUACAAGAUAUUCGCUUUGUAGUUGAGAGAAUGUUGGAGGAAUUGUGCUAGUCAGAAUAUAUAUUUCAUGUUUUUCUCCUCGCCCAUUUUAUAGACUUCACGAAGGGAAACAGGGAUUUAUUACCUUUUGCUGCUCCAUUCUCAAUAAUGUAAAUUUACUCGUGGAAGAAAUCCACCUCUGUAGAUUUCUUGAGUCCAGAGGGAGCUUUUUUUUCCUAGGAAGAAUUGGUCUUGCAUGUUACAAGUGCUUCAUAUUGGAAUAUUCUUGUUCUCCUUGUGUUCAA